Vitrella brassicaformis is the source of this 1101-nucleotide messenger RNA. The record is from the annotation of a GenBank genome assembly. Lineage: Eukaryota; Vitrellaceae.
CACAUGUCUGUCAAACAAAAUCACGGGUACACAGGUACGUCACGUACACACAUGGAUAAACACACUCGACACGCCACUCGUCUGUCUGUCUAUCGUCGUGCGGCCCGGAGGUAGGCCACCAUCGUGUCGGCGUCGGACACCUCGUAAGGAUCGUCGGGAGCGUUGUCUUGGAAGCCUGCACACAUUCACACACACACACACACACACACGAGAAGGAGAGAGAGAUCUGUGCAGUGACCGGUGCCCCCUGCUCUCAAGUCGGUUAACCGCUCUGACUGACCUGGUUCGACGAACAGUUUUUCGAUGACGCCGUCGUUGACGACCAUUGCGUACCGCCAUGACCGCUUGCCGAAGCCCAGGUUGUCCUUGUCCACCAGCAUGCCCAUGCCCUCAGUGAACUUGCCGCUCCCGUCAGGAAUCAGCUUGAUCGCGCCAAUCUGAUUCACCACCCAUCCAACCAACGGACACACAGCAACAUCCAUCCAUCCAUCCACGCAUCGUUCCACUUAGGCCUCUCACGUUUUGCGCCUUCUUCCAGGCGUUCAUGACGAAUGCGUCGUUGACAGAGAGGCAGUAGACCUCGUCGACGCCCAGGCCCUUGAUCUCCUGGUACAGCUCCUCAUAGCGCGGCAAGUGGGCAGACGAGCACGUGGGCGUGAAGGCGCCCGGCAGGCUGAAGAUCACCACGCGCUUGCCGCGGAACACCUGCAUCACAUCACAUCACAUCACAUGACCCACGGUCAGUCAAGUCGAGACACAAAUGCGCCAUUCUCAUCCCGCCAGCAUAGGUCUCUCACUCCCGUGAUGCCCCUGCCUGUCAGCCAGCCAGCGCACCGCAUCGAAGGUCAUCUCAGACCAGAUGUAGGGGUUGGGCUUGCCGUCGGCAGUCGUGUAGGUGGACCCCAUGUACUGGCGGAUGGGCCAUGACACCUGCGGCACCAUGGAGCCCUCCCGCAGCUGGGCCAUCUGCAGCUGCGUCAUGCCGCGCAUCGGGGGAGUCAUCUGACGCAGUGACAGCCGCGAUGAGGGGACGACAAAGGCCGAGGCGGCGACGGCCAGCGCCAGGGCAACGAGCAUGGACAGAGCGGACUUCAUUGUCAG